Aspergillus puulaauensis is the source of this 168-nucleotide messenger RNA. RefSeq names its product DUF5310 domain-containing protein. Gene Ontology annotation, biological process: outer mitochondrial membrane organization. The transcript is spliced from 3 exons. The record is from RefSeq and is a predicted model, not a curated record. The coding region runs from base 1 to 168 and encodes 55 amino acids. Lineage: Eukaryota; Fungi; Ascomycota; Eurotiomycetes; Eurotiales; Aspergillaceae.
AUGGCAAACCUUCCCAACCUACGGCGCCUCUUUGUUGAAGCUAGAUCUGAGGCGGAGGAGAAUGAAUACUCCCGAACUGCUUUCUAUAACCUCGUUCUUUUCUUAUCCUCCGUCGCCGUUUUUAGCCUUGCUGCCCAACGCAUGAGUGGGUCGAAACUGGGGAAAUGA